AUGUCGUGCAGUGUGCCGGAUUGUAGUGAGAAGAGAUCAAGAAAUCCGAAAAAAUACUCAUUUCACAGGUUUCCGACGGACCCUGAAUUACGGCGGGAAUGGUUGCGUGCAAUUACACGAGAAACUUUGACCCCAGCUAAUUCUUCUCUUGUGUGCGGCAAACAUUUUGUCCCAGAAUGUUUCCUACCAACAGCAAAGAGGAAAAUCCUGAAGAGGGGCUCGAUCCCUACUUUAUUCCUACCUGCAUCAGAACCAGAAUCCAACAGCCCGAUAAUAAACUUUCUAAAUGCGGACUGCAGGCGACGCAUCUUAGACUAUUUGCCAGUUCGGGACCUCAUGCGGAUGGAACGGACCUGCAAACUCUGGCAGAACUCAGUGCUUGAUCACAUAUCACAACGCCGAAUUUUGAUUCGGAUAUACAAAGAUUUUAAAGAGGCUGUACGGAUUGUUCCUGGUGGUUUUAACCCUGCCAAGGCCCCAGAUAAAUUUUUCGUUACGAAAGACAACGACGAAGUCUUAACUAUCUUCAUGGAACAAUCGGUUGACUGGUGGCUUUCCUUCAAACUUUGGCUCAAAAAAUUUGGACCUGCAGUCCGGAAGUUUGAUGCUAACUGCCAAUAUUUUGAAGAUGUUGUGGAGAUCCUCAGGUACACCUGCCCUAACUUGGAAGUCCUCAGGCUGAUUAAUUUACAAAAGAAGCUGUCGCACACCAGCACGCUGUACUUCCCGAAGCUGGCCCGGCUCGCGUUCCAAGACUGUGGGAAGAUAACAGACGGUUGUGUCAACCAGUUCCUAACGAGCGACAUGAACGAAUUGUGCUUAUCCCUACCAGCAGGCGAACACAAACACGUCAAAGGCAGAUACCUACACAAUUUGAAUAUUGAUAAAAUGAAGUGUCUCACAUUAAGCUGCUUAAUAUCUGCUGCACAUUUCUCCAUUCUCCUUUCGUACGCGGACCGUUUAAAAAAUCUAACUACUUUAGUCCUCGACACUACACUUGAAAGAGGAGUUAACAACAGACUUCAUAUGCUAUUGGACAGAAUGCCAAACUUAGAAGAGUUUUCUUUCUUAGUCUACGGUGUGCCGAAUAAUGAUAAUGACGACCAGCUUCGGCAAAGGAGUAAUGUGUUUUUCGAGUCGGUGUGUCGACUUAAGAAGUUACGUCGGUUUAAGGCAGAUGGCGUGGAUGUGUGGGAUGAGCAUUUGGAAGCAUUGGCUAUGAAUUGUAAGGAUUUGUUGGCUGUGCGCUCGCCUUGCAACCGUAUAACAAAAGUGGGACUUGCCGCGCUGUGUCGUGAGCUGGGGCCUCAACUCCGCGAGCUCAACUUAACUGGAAGCCGCCUUGAUGACGACUCCAUAGCCGCGUGUGUCUACGCUUGCCCGAAACUUGUGUGGCUGAACAUAUCCGACCAUACCAUUUUCAACAUCGUGGUAGACCGCAUAGCGGAGGCGCGGCGCGACAUGCGCGCGAACUUGCGCGGGAGCAUGUACGCCAGCGACAACGAGAACAAUCUACGAUUUAAGCUGCAGCUGCGUAUUGACCAUUUGAGGAGCUGGUCCAGGUUCCGCAUGCCGCAGUUGUACCGUUACCCCCGUUGGUCAGAGGCAUUGAAUAUAUUUGAACAUCAAAAGAUUAGACAAUUUAAGGUAUUCUAA
This is a messenger RNA of Cydia strobilella, 1656 nucleotides long. RefSeq lists its product as uncharacterized. Bases 1 to 1656 code for a protein of 551 amino acids. The record is from RefSeq and is a predicted model, not a curated record. Lineage: Eukaryota; Metazoa; Arthropoda; Insecta; Lepidoptera; Tortricidae. The transcript is spliced from 8 exons. Gene Ontology annotation, molecular function: protein binding; sequence-specific DNA binding.